AUGAUUGGUACAACACAGACUACAGAAUCCUUGAAUCAAGAUAAUAUCAAUGUUAUUGUUAAACAAGAGGGUUUCAAAUUGGGCGAAUUAGAAAUUCAGAUGGACAGAAUUGUCAAGGUGUUUAUUAAAAGUAUGGCCCUAGUAACCGAGAACCAAAUAUCAAAUCACCCGCAAGACUGCCAAUGUGCACUUGAAGGGUUAGAAUAUGCCGUAGCCCCCAAACCAGACCAUGCAAUCAAUUACGAAGACGUAAUUCGUAUGAUUUUUGGUGUCACAAAUACUUGCCAUGAAGCUCAUAUUCGGGAUCAGACCCAGGCUCGCUAUUUGUACUACACCCUAUGUGAAAAGGCUGAUCAACUUUCCACUGCCAUCCUGGAAAAGUAUGAUGCCAAACUGGGGGAUUUUAAUUCAUGUGUUGUAGAGAAAGAUCUCGUCGGAGCUCUUAUCAGCGAAGCUGAUAGAUUGAAUUUAGCUAAACUUGUAGACCUCUCCGAGAAAAACUGGGCCAUCGAAUUCAUGGCGUUAGAAAGCUGGGAGAAAAAAUGUGAUCUCUACGAUAACAUCUUAUCAAUCAUGUCUACUCAACUUGAACAAUCCAACACAACCAAAAGCGUUCGCCCUUUCCAUGUAUUUAUCAAACAGCUCUUUGAAGAUCAAAAGGAACAAACAAGACGCAUGAAAGAAACAAUCUUUGGAUAUAGCUUCUCUUCAAGUCUUCCUACCCCUCCUGACUCACCUCCCCCAAAUAAGGGAUGUUCUUCUUGGAGAGCAAGUCGUGCCUAUCUUCGCCCUGAUUACAACAUGAUUUUUGAACAAUAA
Mucor mucedo is the source of this 819-nucleotide messenger RNA. RefSeq lists its product as uncharacterized. The transcript has 2 exons. The record is from RefSeq and is a predicted model, not a curated record. The coding region runs from base 1 to 819 and encodes 272 amino acids. NCBI's taxonomy places the organism in Eukaryota, Fungi, Mucoromycota, Mucoromycetes, Mucorales, Mucoraceae.